This is a messenger RNA of Xiphophorus maculatus (southern platyfish), 1764 nucleotides long. RefSeq names its product MANSC domain containing 1 (gene mansc1). The coding region runs from base 26 to 1291 and encodes 421 amino acids. The record is from RefSeq and is a predicted model, not a curated record. NCBI's taxonomy places the organism in Eukaryota, Metazoa, Chordata, Actinopteri, Cyprinodontiformes, Poeciliidae. The transcript has 3 exons.
UGAUCCCAGCAGACACUCCACAGCCAUGACUCCCCCGGCCGACCUCCAACCUUUGCCCGGGCUGCUCGUCGUGAUGCUGCUGAUGUCACUUCCUGCUGCAGCUCUGGAACCAGAGACGUGUUUCUCCCGGCAGCAUCAGGGCGCCGCCAUCAACGUCAGGGCAGCGCUGAGCCGGGACGCGGUGGCCAUGAUGGCCCGGAUGGUCCGGUCGGAGCGGGACUGCGUCCUGGCCUGCUGCUCCGAAGAGGUCCAAACAGGCGCUCGGUGCAACAUGGCCGUGUUCAAAGCCAACAAACACGCUGGCGAAGACAACUGCCUGCUGUUCCACUGUCCCACCGAGUCGGACUGUCCUCUGAUGAAAGCCGCCGAGGGCAGCAACACCUACGACAUCUACAAAGGUUUAAGUCAUCCACCCACACUGAGACCUGUUCCCAUGACAACCACACUCCAUACUACCAGCACCUCCACCUCUACCACAUCAGCACCAACUACACCAACCACCAGCCAGCCCACCAGCACAACCAGCACACCAACCACCGCCCAGGCACUGCACUCCACCCCAGAACCUUCCCCACCCAUCAUCAUCAUUGCCACAGAGCCUGCAGGUACUCCACCCACCAACACCACUACAAGCACCACCACCAUGGGAUUCUCUCCCACCUUCACCACCAGAAAACCCAACAAAACCAGCAAGAAGCAAAACAAAACCAUCAAGAAAGGAAAAUCUCAUCCAGCCCUCACCACCACUACCACCACUACCCAAACAGCUCCCAGCUCCAUGACAUCACUUCCUGCUGAAACAGGAAGGAAGGAGGUGGAAGAUAAACAUACUAGUGUUCUAGAAACUACAACUUCAGCUACACCCACCACUGUGGCUCCAACCACCAGUACAACCAGUACAACCACUACAGCCACAACGACUACAGCCACUUUCCCCAUCACCACCACCACCCUGCCUCCAACCACCACCACCACCACCCAGCGUACCUCCACCACUGAGCCAACCACCACAGUGACAGCUCAACCGCCAAGUCUGAUCUUCAUUCCCAAAGACCCAGUCCAGUCAGAGCCCGACCUCCAACCGGGCCACCCCACCCUGAACUCCAGCUCCAGCCGGGGAAAAGCGGUGGCGGCCCAGGGGGCGCUGAAGGGCGGCGUGGUGGCCUUCAUGGUGCUGGCGCUGGCCGUGCUGACGCUGGCGCUGGCGGUGGGCGGCCGGAAGGCCAUGGAGUCCUUUGACCGGCGCCAUUACACCAGACUGGAGCUCAACGACCUGCACUAUGAGAUUUAACGGGAGAAUCCAACAUUUCUGCUUUAUUUAAUUUAAGGUUGUUUAAGUAUUAGCUACACAACUCUGAAAGUCUGCUCACGCUUUGUUUACGAAGUCAGAGAAUCCUGCUCUCUGAUUGGUCAGAUUCGGCUGUUGAAGCUCCCGACUCUCCAUUGGCCACAGAGAUAGUCCCCGCCCCUUGGCAUGGACGGAGAAACUGUGUUCAGUCAUUUUUAAGGAUUACACAGAUUAAAUUUACAGACGAGUUAAAUCAGAUCUGGUUUAAUUAGGUUUUUAAACUGGAACAAUGAUCUGAUCUCUGAUCAGUUCAUUGAUCUGAUCUGUGCAGUUCUAAUAACCACCACUAGAUGUCAUCCUUUUUUCUGUUAAUUCAGUUUCUGUCACUGAGGCAGUGACAUGCGGUGAGGUUCAUAGCUGGUGAGGCACUGACUUAAUCAUAAUCAGAUUUACAAAUAUAGACCCCCUGCAUGUUA